This is a messenger RNA of Podarcis muralis (Common wall lizard), 3813 nucleotides long. The record is from RefSeq and is a predicted model, not a curated record. Lineage: Eukaryota; Metazoa; Chordata; Lepidosauria; Squamata; Lacertidae.
GCGGGGAAGGAAGAUUUUGGGGUCCGGGGAAGCGUCAUAGGCACAACAGCAGCAGCAAAGCGGAUCGAUUGGAGAAGUGAGUUGCACCAGGCGCGCGCGCGCUCUCUCUCACACACACAUACACACGUGUCUCCUUGUCGCUUCCGGGACUGUGCAAAGGUGCGCGUGCGAAGCCCCGCGGUUAAUCGCAGAAGCCCCCACGUGCCACGUGGCCGCCGGCUGCCCCUUUUAAGUCGCCCCGCCUCAGUUCUCCGCGUAUGUAGUAUGGGAAGCAAUAAUAACAAAUAGGUCGCAGGGUUUCUUUGCUGCAGUCCCGCCCCACCUCUUCUCUCCCAGAAGCUCAAGGUGGCGCGCACGUCCCCCACCCACCUCCUCGUUUGGCCCCCACAACAACAACAACCCCAAGAGCUCAGGUAGAAACGCCCCUUUCAACUCAGGAAGACCCCCAGGGUCUUCAGACUACUGGGGUCCUCGGCCAAUUGCAGCUCUUUUGUCACCAAGCAAAUUUCAUCAGACCUGAACCUUCCUCUCUGAGAUCUCCUUGGACUAACUAUCUCUCUGUUUCCAUCAAUAUCAAGAACUGGUAAGGCUCUUCCUUCCCCCCGGAACCAACCAGCCAAAAUCGCUAGCUUUUUAGCUCAAGAGUUGGCAUGAAGAUGAUAGAGCAAAAAUAUGCAGGCACUGAACCUAAAGGGGGGUCAGAAGGAGCAACAAAGCCUAUCAGAGCAGUUUCUUCUGAAUAUACAACCAAGCAGUCAGGCUGUGGAGCGUCUGAAGACUGCAAAGGGGGACCUGGCAAGGGGAGGCAAGAGCGAUGGGAAGCCCAGUGGCAGCAGUUCCUGAAGACCCUGCAGCCCCUUCACCCAGAAGAGGGAAGCCCCCCAGAGACGCCUGAGUCUGCCCCCUGGGAAGACGCCAAGGCCUUCCUGGCCUCCUUUGAGCAAGUGGCCAAAGCCUGCCGCUGGCCCAGAGGAGAGUGGGCAGCCCGGCUCCUGCCUGCGCUGAGCGGGGAAGCAGACGAGGCCUUCCAGAGCCUGGAAGUCCGAGACAGAGAGGAUUAUGGGAAGGUGAAGGCGGCCAUCUUGCGAGGGGCCGCCCUGAGGACGGAGGCUGAGCGCCAACACUUCCGGCAGUUCUGCUGCCAGCAGGUGGAGGACCCCCGUAGGAUCCACCUGCAGCUGCAGGAUCUCUGCCACCGGUGGCUGAAGCCGGAGAGACGCAGCAAGGAGCAGAUCCUGGAGCUGCUGGUCCUGGAGCAGUUCCUGGCCAGCCUCCCGCCAGAGCUGCAGAGCUGGAUCCGAGCAGGAGGACCGGAGUCGUGUUCGCAGGCGGUGGCCCUGGCGGAGGAGUUCCUGAUGGCCAGCCAGCAAGACUUGGCCGAGGCUGCAGAGUGGCAGGAUGUGUGCGUGGAUUCCGUGGAUGCAGAGGAGGUGCCAUCGGACGUUGCUCAAGGACGGAUCUAUAAGGACAGAGAUGGGGAGAUCAGUUUGCUAGGUGGCGACAUCAAAAGCUCAAGUAAUUCCGGUUUGUUGCUUCCUCCUGAAGGACGGGAGAUGGCUGAAGUGGUCCUGAGCGAGGUGACCUUUGGAGACCACAGCAUUGCUUCCCGGGGCCGGGGUCUCAGUGUGCAAGGAGAGGAGGGACUGCCAAAUUCCAAGGAGACCGGCGUGCCUUUGCCCAUGUUUGAAAGGACUCCAACACAGCCAGGCCAACAGACUAUGUUCUGGCAAGUUCUGCCAGAGGACAAUGGAAAUGUCCUGUCCUUUGGUGAACAAAAGAGAUGCUGGAUCAAGAGGGAAACGUCUCAGCGGGGAGAGACUUUGCCAGAGGACAUACACAGGGCAUGCACAGAAGUACCUCAGUGGGAUUUUCCUCUGACGUCUGAAACUCACGAGCAGCGUUGUGAGGGGAAAGGGCGACAGAGGAAGCCAGUGGAGAGAGAGGGAGAACGCAGCGAGUGCACAGAAGUUAUUCCAGGUGAACAAGACAGGUGCUGGAUGAAGAUGGAGAAAUCCCACUUGGGAGAGAAUUUGCCGAAAGAAAUGCACAGGGAGUUAGCGGGAGAAUUCCGUCGGGAUAUUUCGGCUGUGACACCUGGAAUUCCUGAGGAGAAAAAUAAUUCCAAAGGGCAACGGGAGAAGCAGCCGGUGAAGAGAGAAACACAAUGCCUCUCAGGAGUUAUUGCAGUCUCUGUUAGCGAAGCCUCAGCAGUGGCCACAGACAGUGGAAAGCCCUGCAGGAGAAAAUAUAAGUCAGAAAACCCUUUUGAGUGCCCCACAUCAGCGAGAGACAGCCACUCGGUAUGUUGCCUUGAGAAACUACAAGGAACACUUAGGGGGGAGAAACAAAAUGCCUUGCCUGCAUGUGGGGAAAAUUUAUGUGGGGGAGAGGAAUUUGUUGGACACCAGGACAGCCGCACAGAAGAGAGCUCCCACGAAUGCCCCAACGAUGAGAAACGCUUCAGACAUAGACAUCGGAACAAGAAUUCAGGAAGGAAACCCCACGAAUGUUCUGUGUGCGGGAAAAACUUCACCUUCAGAGCAGAGUUAGCAAGACAUCAUAGAAUCCAUACCGGAGAGAAACCAUAUGGAUGUUCUCAGUGUGGGAGAAGCUUCCGGCAGAGAACGCACUUAGUAAGGCACCAGAGGAUCCAUACUGGGGAACUGUUCCAAUGCACCGAAUGUGGGAAGGGCUUUUCCCAGAGAGAUACGUUGAAAAGACACCAGAGAACUCACAGGACGCUCCUGAGGCCUGCGUCCUCUGAGGGUGGGGAGAGUUCAAAUCGGGGCAGCAUGUUCGCUGUGCAGGCCCCUGCCAUACCUGUACCAGUGGCCAUCUUCCCAUUGGGAGUAGCCAGCAUUAGGCCUCAAAAUGGGAUUGAGCUCAAAAAGCUCUCGGAAAGCCCAUAGUAAAGAACAACCAUGUUCACUUUCAGUUAGACUCCAAGUCUCAAAUGUGUUAAUCACAAGGCACCAGUUACUCAUAUACAUUUAAUAAUAUCAACAAUUUUAUUAUUUAUACUCCGCCCAUCAAUAUACAUAAUGCAUGCUGAAACUAAAAGCUUACCCACGAAAAUGCAGUGGUGAGGAAGCAUGCAUAAGCCGAAUACUGUAGUUGUGGCUAUAAUCGCAGAAUUUGGGCUGCAAUCCUCACCCCACUUUAUCCUGGACAUAAACCCCGUUGAAUUCAGCAAGACUGACAUGGUUAGGAACACACUGUUCUAGUCCUUAUGGAAUACCCUCUCCGUGGAGGCAUUUCAUCCCGACUUCAUUUUAUUUUUCUGUGCCUACUUAAAACACACCGAUUUGGCACAUUGGCUUGUUGCACAUCAGAGAAUCCAGAGGGAAAGAAAAUGCUUAGCAGGACUGAGAACAUGUAAUAUCCCACUGCAGGAAUACCUGCAGCUGCUGUUGAAAGCAGAACAUCUAGCAGCAGGGAGGCGAUAAGAGCUCUGCCGACACUGUAGGCCCCACAGCAUGAGUCAAGGAUCUUCCCUCCGUCACCAGUUUUCUUCAGCCCACGGUCAUGGCUUCGCUUUAACCAGCUUAUGCACUUCCUUUUAUGCACUUCCUUGUGUCUCAGGUGAACAGAAACCUUAUGGCCCCUGAAAGUUUGCCAUUGAAUGCUUAAUUCUGCUUUCUUGUGGAGUGUUUCCAGAGGCAUAGCUGGGGGGCGGGCGCACUAGCCGCCACACUGUGGGGGCAGCACUUACUGCAGGACCUGCAGUGCGCCUGAGCCACGCAACUCUCCUGGGAGUGACAUGGUGCCUUGGGCACCUGCAGGCUCCGCACUGCCUGAAACGGCAGUGUGGGA